ACUACAAACCACAGCCAACCAAAUAGUCUGUCCUUAGCCUUAGGGUUUGCUCUUAAAGCUAUUCUUUGAGCCGUUUAUUUGUUCUCUGUCGAUAAAAAAAAAUAUUUCAAUUUUUUGGCCUAAGAAGAAGAGGCAAAAAGGCAAUCUGGCGAAAAGGAGGCAAUCGUCUCUUAUGCACGUUAGUGAUUUAUUUUCCAUAGUUCCCGAAGAUUUUCUUUCACUCUGGCCUCUGUAGCAAAUUCGAACCCUUCUCGCACCUCUAGGUGGGUGUGGGGUGUUGAUGAAGUGCUAAUUUUACUUUGUGUUUUGAGGAGAUCAAGAUCAUCACACAUCUGGAGACUGUGCCGUGUUUCAGAGGGUUUGUCACUUGACUACGGCUAAGGUCACUGUGGAGUGAGUACCAAGAACCUCGUUAGUGUCAUGUGAUUGUAAAUUAGAGAAAUCAGAUCUUUGUUUCAGGUUUCUGGGCAUAAUUGAGCAGGAUAGUUAGUUGUUGAUAGUUUUCGAUGUAACAACAAGAGUGGAUCUCAUGUGAAUGAGGCUUUAGUUAUUUCAAUUAAAAUGGUUAGGUUUUCGUGCUUCAACACCCACACCCAUUCUGACAAACCAAAGAAAACCGUUCAACUGUCUGUUGAAGUGCAGAAGACAUUGGCAGAUCGUUCUCAGAAUCAGGCCCUGAAGGAUUUUAGAGAUUCUUCAGGUUUAAACUCAUUACAUUUGAAAGUUGAAAAAGACGCUAUUCCCAAUAAUAGUUCUAAUCAUGUCAUGGCUUCCUCUUCCACCGAGCGUGGCUGGAAAUCAGAGGAAUUCAACAGCAGCUAUGAUAUUGAGAGUGACAGAGGGAUCUAUCAUUCUGGGCGUAUUAAGAAGAGCCUGUCUUUAGGGUGCGGACUGGAUAGGGAGGGGAGGGCUUCUGUUGGAAAUGACUCGGAGGAUGAGACAGAUACAGGAUAUUCACGUGACAGGCCCCAUAAUCAAGAUAGGAUGGUGGUUCCAGUUGGUCGCAAAGAUCCAGAAAUCAGCUUGGCCAAUCUGUAUCAAGAAGCUCCGCACUAUGAUUCUCUUCAGGCAAGUACUGAUUUGGUGAAUACUGAGUCCAUCUUCUCAAUUGGAGAUACAUUGCAAUCGGAAAAAGAAGGCCAUGAAAACUCUAAUACUCAUUUUUCUGGUGAGUGUGCUGAUGAAUCUAGUGACCAUACACCUCGUACCCCGCCUAUUAUUGUGAAGUCAAAUUCUAUGCCCAACAUAGGCUCCUCUGGUGAGCUUUCAGCUCUUAAAUACUUGGAACCUCAUUCUAAAUCUUGUGAGGACCUUACUGUUCUUGAGUUGAGGUGGAAGGAGAUGGUAAUUCAUGAGGUAGGCACAGGGGUGAUACAUGACCAAGAAAGAAAUGAUACUGCAUUAAAUAAUGGUAAAAGCAAUUGUGAAAACAAUGCUGGGGAUGGUUUUGAUCCAUGUAACUAUGUUGGUUCAUCAAAAGACUGGAUAAUACCUGUUAUGGAUGAGGCAAAUGCAGAGAAGCACCUUCACGGAGAGUCUUCAGCUCGCCGGAGGGAGGGAUUUCCGAGCAAUGAUUUCAAGAUCAAACGUAUCGAGGAUUGGGUCAUUGAUCUACAACAUUGUGGCCCAUUGGAAGAGUCAAAUGAUGGAUUAUCAAAUGUAGAUGAUCAUCAGGUACAGAGAGCUGCAAGAUUUGAUGCUAAGGUCACCCCUGGUAUGGAAGCUGCAAAGAAAUAUAUCUCAUCUUUGACGGCCACAUCCACCACAGCUCAGCUGGCAAAUCAUGGUUUGGCUGUGAUCCCAUUUCUCAGCGCUUUCGUAAGCCUAAAGGCACUAAACUUAUCUGGAAACAACAUAGUGAGGAUAGCUGCUGGUGCUCUCCCUCGAGGACUCCAUAGUUUGAAUCUAUCAAAAAACAGCAUCUCCACUAUUGAGGGUUUGCGUGAACUUACACGGCUUCGUGUACUUGACCUGAGCUACAACCGAAUAGUGAGAAUUGGACAUGGUCUAGCUUCUUGUUCCUCUCUGAAGGAGUUAUACUUGGCUGGAAACAAAAUCAGCGAGGUCGAAGGUCUUCACCGUCUCCUAAAACUAAAUGUCCUCGAUCUGCGUUUCAACAAAAUCUCCACAGCCAAAUGUCUCGGCCAACUUGCUGCUAACUACAAUUCCUUACAAGCGAUCAGCCUAGAAGGAAACCCCGCCCAGAAGAACGUCGGAGACGAACAACUCAAGAAAUAUCUGCAAGGGCUUCUGCCUCAUCUGGCUUACUUCAACAGGCAGUCCAUAAAAGCUGGCACUUUGAAGGAUGCGGCAGACCGUCCGGCUCGAUUGGGUAUUACUGCCGAUCGUGGCCUUAGAUUGGAACAUAAGAGUUCGCGGAAGGGAAACCAUGGUACCUCAGUUCACAAGACGUCGUUUUCUUCAUCAAUUCAUGGUCAGAAAGGUCAAGCCACAGUGUCACCAAAACCAUCCAGGGUUGGCAGGCCUGGGCGCCUGCCUCCGACUGGAACUAAAACAGGAACCGCUCAUCGGAAUAAUUUUUAUGAUUUCGGAAGCAAGCUUCUGAAUUUCAGACAUGAUCUUGCGAUGCGGAGAAGUCGAAGUGAGGGAACUCUUGCAGCAGCUCUUUGAGCUUGUUUUCAUUUCAUGGUUCAGACAUGGGACUUAUGUGACUUUGGUGUUCUGGGUUAUCUUUGCUUUUUCUGCUUGCAGCUCUUGGUUUGUUUGUUUGUUUGUUUUCUUCCCCAAAGUAUAAUGGUUUCGUACCAGGUCAGAAAAUAAAAUUUGAGCACACUACUAGCAAUGGAUUUGCAAAUGUUGCACACUUCUGUAUUUCUUAUUUUCUUUGUGUGGCCUUGUUUCUUCUUGUUUUUUGGGAAUUGUGGAGUUGUUUAGGGCAAAUACCCUUCUUUUUUUCUUUUCUUUUUUUUCAUAUUUAUAAUUAUUCGUACCCUUUCACAAGUCAUACUUGCAGGGAUUAAAUCA
Molecule: messenger RNA, 2985 nt
Organism: Camellia sinensis
Lineage: Eukaryota; Viridiplantae; Streptophyta; Magnoliopsida; Ericales; Theaceae
Product: Outer arm dynein light chain 1 protein
Cellular component (GO): cytoplasm
Molecular function (GO): protein binding
Source: RefSeq, a predicted model, not a curated record